AUGAUUUGCAAUUUCUGUCGCAAAGCGAUUUUCGAAUCGCAAGUUUCGGGCCCCCGAGGAUGUCAUCACCAGCGACUCAACGAUUUUGAGGAGUCGGUAUUAGAAGGAUGCGUGUUCUGUACACGGCUGAUGGGAAACAUUAAAAGCCAACGGUCUCAAUCAGAGAAGAAAUGGCUGGAAAAGUUGAAUGCUGGAGAAUGCAUAUACAGAUGGGGUCUUCGGCAAAUGGCUAGGACGAGCGAAAGCCAGGAGUCCAUCAUCAUCAAUUUUCGGUCAACGCCUCUCGGUGCGGAUAGAAAAGCAACGUAUCUGCCUGAUGAAAUAUUCUAUUUGAUGCCAGAGCAAGAAUCGUCGCCACUGCCGUUACCGGAGCAGAUGGGCAAGGCGACCGACUCUGGUCAGUCUCUGGGUCAAGUCAAGCAGUGGAUCAAGACCUGCGUCAACGGCCACCCCGAUUGCCAACGAAAGGGGCCAAACACGAAAACGCUUCCAAAGCGCUUGCUAGAUUUAGGCGCGGAAAGCUCGGCGUGGCCUCCCGAGCAUGUCCGUAUCAUUGCUUCCAAGGAGUUGAGCAGUGCCGACCAAGUUCACAGGCGAUAUGUCACGCUCAGUCACUGCUGGGGCCCGAAUCCGACCUUUGCUCAGCUCAAUCAGGAUAACCUAGAGACAUGGAUGACCACGGGGAUCCCGUGGACCGACUGUUGCAGCAACAAGAACUUUGAGGAAGCCCUGCAGGUCGCGCGGAAUCUGGGGAUCAGGUACAUUUGGAUCGACUCGUUGUGCAUUAUUCAACACAAUGCAGAGGACUGGGAAGAAGAGGCGCCCAUGAUGCGCGACAUUUACCGCAACUCCUUUUGCAACAUUGCGGCCUCGGACUCUGCAGAUGGAUAUGGAGGCCUGUUUCGUUCUCGAAAUGGUACAAGCGUGGCAGCUCCCGUCUACAGCGGCCAAGUCGGCACGUCGAUCCCCUUGCUGGCCGGGCGGACCUGGAGGAUCGUCUCGGGCAGUAUGUGGAGGCGCGAGCUCUUGGAACAGCCGCUGUACAAGCGAGGCUGGGUCUUUCAGGAGCGAAUGCUGGCGCCGCGCAUCUUGCACUUUUGCAAAGAGCAGGUCUUUUGGGACUGCGCGACCACGAGCGCGUGCGAGACUUUUCCGGCCGGUCUGCCGACGCAGCUGGACGGCACGGCGCGCAUCGAUCGGCGCUGGCGGGCGUGGCUCGGAGCGCCCAGUCCGGAAGCUCGGCAGAAUAUGAACAUUGACACGUUUUGGUCGUCGGCGGUCUCGGCAUACACAGGCAAUGAGUUGACCUUUCACAAGGACAAGCUGAGCGCAAUCUACGGCGUUGGGAAUAUCGUGGCCGAGGCCAUGCAGGAAGGAUGGGGAGACUGGGUUGCUGGUCUCUGGUCUACUCGUCUCGAAAACCAACUCGCCUGGACGGUCAUUGACCCUGCCGAGGCAACGCGUCCCAAGUCUCAAGCUGGGGAGUCGUUGACGUUUCCUAGUUGGUCAUGGACAUCAAUCAAAGGACAAGUUCGAACGGCGCAAAUCUGGGCGCCCUUGACUAUCUACACUGCCGAGAACCAUGCCGGGGAGAGCGUGGCAUUUGCAAAAAUUGACGAGACCAAAGGCAAUCUUGUUUCUCCUGAUGCUUUGGCGUUGCGCUGCCAUGUUGGGAAUGGCACUCUAAAGCAGCAACAAGGGCACGAUCGGUUUAUCCUCGAGGUGGGGUGCGCCAACACCAGCCACGAUAGCUUCAUCCAAGUAUUCCCCGAUACGAUCUUGACGACGGGCACAAGUUUUCAGUUCCUGAUUCUCUUUGUGUCCAAGGAGCCUGCCAAGCUACGUACAGCAGAUGGCCGUGAGAUCUUGAGGGCAAUUGAUGAGGACGAUCCUGCGACCGAGUUCACCUACUCUGGACUUGGUCUUUUGAUUGAAGAAGGUGGGUUCAAGCCUGGGUGUUAUGAACGGCUUGGUGUCAUUAAAUUUUCGGAAUUGAAUGAGCAGGAUUGGCAGCAGGUCAGACGUGCUUGCAAUGAGCAAAGUGACGGCAAGGGAUGUGAUGGUUUUACUCCUAGGUCAGCAAGUGCAAAAUCGAUUUGGCUAGUAUGA
Pestalotiopsis fici W106-1 is the source of this 2109-nucleotide messenger RNA. RefSeq lists its product as uncharacterized. Bases 1 to 2109 code for a protein of 702 amino acids. The record is from RefSeq and is a predicted model, not a curated record. Lineage: Eukaryota; Fungi; Ascomycota; Sordariomycetes; Amphisphaeriales; Sporocadaceae. The transcript is spliced from 2 exons.